This is a messenger RNA of Iphiclides podalirius (scarce swallowtail), 198 nucleotides long. NCBI's taxonomy places the organism in Eukaryota, Metazoa, Arthropoda, Insecta, Lepidoptera, Papilionidae. The record is from the annotation of a GenBank genome assembly.
AUGUCUGAGGUUCGAACAAAUAACUACGUGGCAACGAUUGCUAUUCAUAGUGCACUGUUACGCAACAACCCUUCCCAAAGAACCAUCAAGAACGGCGAGGGGCUGAGAGCUGAAUGUAAACAGCAUCAAAGGGCUGUGUCUCACAAUUUGUCGACCCUUGAUUGGGCACGUAACGCCAGCGCACCUGUCACCUUCGAC